AGCAGCAGCGAGGGAGGAAGAGGAGCGGAGCAGAGGAGGCAGGUGUCUCAACAGUGAACGAGAGAGCGAGCGAGCGAGCAUGGCCGGCUGGAACGCCUACGUCGACAACCUGAUGGCCGACGGCACGUGCCAAGACGCGGCCAUCGUGGGCCACAAGGACUCGCCCUCCGUCUGGGCCGCCGUGCCGGGCAAGACCUUCGCCAACAUCACGCCGGCAGAAGUCGGAGUGCUGGUGGGCAAGGACCGGUCAAGUUUCUACGUGAACGGGCUGACGCUGGGCGGCCAGAAGUGCUCCGUGAUCCGGGACUCGCUGCUGCAGGACGGGGAGUUCACCAUGGAUCUGCGCACUAAGAGCACCGGAGGGGCCCCCACCUUCAACCUCACCGUCACCAUGACCGCCAAGACGCUAGUUCUGCUCAUGGGCAAGGAGGGCGUCCACGGCGGCUUGAUCAACAAGAAAUGCUACGAGAUGGCGUCCCACCUUAGGCGUUCCCAGUACUGACCCCUGCCCCUAACCCCCCUCCGGUUCCUCCCACACCCCCAGCCGCUUCUGCACUCCUCCUGUCCCCCCCGGCUCCCCUCCUCUCCCCCCUGACCACCACCACCACCACCCGCCCCGCCGCCGCCACCCCGACCCCCUCAUCGCUGCCAAAACCACGCGGGAGUCCCGGGCUGGCCCCUCAUUCCGCCCCUCGCCGGCCGCCGAGACCCGGGCCCUACCACUCGCCCCCCCCCUCCCCUGUCCCCCAGACCCCCCGUGUGUGGUUGGGAAGAUUAUUAUUUUUUUUUUUUUUUGAGAGAAAAAAAUACAUUUUUGGUUUUUUUUUUGUUUGUUUUUUUUUUCCUGGAAACUUAUAUUGGAAUAUGAAUAAAACCAGAUUCUACUAAA
Messenger RNA from Tachyglossus aculeatus (Australian echidna), 889 nucleotides. RefSeq names its product profilin 1 (gene PFN1). Gene Ontology annotation, cellular component: cytoplasm. Gene Ontology annotation, biological process: positive regulation of actin filament bundle assembly; actin cytoskeleton organization; regulation of actin filament polymerization. The coding region runs from base 80 to 502 and encodes 140 amino acids. Gene Ontology annotation, molecular function: actin binding. The transcript has 3 exons. NCBI's taxonomy places the organism in Eukaryota, Metazoa, Chordata, Mammalia, Monotremata, Tachyglossidae. The record is from RefSeq and is a predicted model, not a curated record.